Messenger RNA from Harpegnathos saltator (Jerdon's jumping ant), 1612 nucleotides. Its product is annotated as mitochondrial glycine transporter. The transcript has 8 exons. NCBI's taxonomy places the organism in Eukaryota, Metazoa, Arthropoda, Insecta, Hymenoptera, Formicidae. The coding region runs from base 571 to 1461 and encodes 296 amino acids. Gene Ontology annotation, molecular function: glycine transmembrane transporter activity. Gene Ontology annotation, cellular component: mitochondrial inner membrane; mitochondrion. Gene Ontology annotation, biological process: glycine import into mitochondrion. The record is from RefSeq and is a predicted model, not a curated record.
UAACUUAAGAUGAAGUGUAUAUAUAUAUAUAUAUAACACCAUGUUUAUAAUGAAUAUUAACGAAGUUUACAUUGAUGUGUGUAACUGUGGAUUAGUAUUAAACAAUCAUCCCACAGAUAAAUGGUACAAAUACGUCAUCCGCGCCUUAAAUCGACGCAAAAUAAUGAUUUCACGAUCGCAGCCCGAUAACCUUAUCAGUCACCCGCGAUCUUUCAGUUGCUGUAUGACCUUCGUUCUUACGUAUUUAAAAUUUCAACAUAUCAUUGUUGCGUUUCUCUUUAUUAGUGUGGAAAUAUCAUGAAUAAAUGAUCGUUGGUAUGGAACAAAUCUGUUUAUGAUUAAUUGGUAGAUUUAAGUUGGUAAAUUGAUCAAAAAGGAAACUUUACAAUUAUUCCGAACCAUUUUGUAUGAAAAAUUAUAGAUAUAAAGAUAAUAAAAGGAUAGACAGAGAUAAGAUGACCUUAGGGUGAGAUGUCUCGUGCAGAACAAAAUACAUCACGUUUUCCAAUAUAAAGUCACGUUUCAACACUGAUAGCCUGAAAACUUUUUACUGUUUGAGUGUACCCUGAUAUGCAGGGUCACCACCUCGAUGACCUCGACACUGGUGGAACGAUAAGAAAGGAUUAUCCAAUACUGAAGUCGUUCCUUGCGGGAUCGUUUUCUGGAACUUUCUCCACGAUCCUCUUCCAGCCAUUGGAUUUAGUGAAGACUAGACUCCAGAGCAGAGUCAAUGCUCAUUAUGCGACGCCAAAAAGUGGAAUGCUGGGUACAGUGGCGCACAUCGUGCGGAAGGACAAUAUCUUCGGACUCUGGAAAGGGAUAACGCCGUCUAUUACCAGAGUGAUUCCCGGUGUGGGUCUAUAUUUCUCAUCAUUGCACUGGCUGAAACAUACUUUCGACCUAGAAGAAAUGACGGCCAUACAAGCUGUCUCCUUGGGCAUCACUGCGCGAUCCAUGUCUGGUGCAUUACUGAUUCCCAUCACCGUCGUGAAAACACGAUUUGAGAGCGAUGUUUAUAGAUACAACAGUAUUAGCGAAGCUUUGAAAUUGAUCUACAGGCAGGAAGGGAUAAGAGGCUUGUCGAGUGGUUUAGUGCCUACACUUCUACGAGAUGCUCCUUACAGUGGCCUAUACCUCAUGUUUUAUAAUCAACUAAAAAAAAUGACUGCUGACACAGAAAAGAAGUCUAAUAAGUUGAUACCAGUUCACUUCUGCUGCGGAAUUGUAGCUGGCCUUAUGGCUUCCAUGGUGACACAACCAGCAGACGUUAUCAAAACCAAGAUGCAACUAUAUCCAAAUGAAUUUAAUAGCAUUUAUCAUGCAACGUUGUUCGUCUAUAAGAAAUAUGGUAUCCUAGGAUACUUCAAGGGUGUCGUACCCAGAAUGCUAAGACGAACUCUAAUGACUGCUAUGGCUUGGACAGUGUAUGAACAGGUAACGUGUUGGAUCGGACUGAAGUAAAGCACUGAAGUAGCACUGAUACAGAUCUAUUUUUAUACCAGAACAGGAUUGCCAUGUACAGUAUUAAAGAAGAUUGUUUAAUUUACGAAAUAUUUAUUACAUUAUACAAUAAAAAAAGUUUGUGUAUUCUAAAUAUACGAACAACUUUUUA